Molecule: messenger RNA, 1776 nt
Organism: Aspergillus ruber CBS 135680
Lineage: Eukaryota; Fungi; Ascomycota; Eurotiomycetes; Eurotiales; Aspergillaceae
Product: appr-1-p processing enzyme family protein
Exons: 1
Coding region: 1-1776 (591 amino acids)
Source: RefSeq, a predicted model, not a curated record
AUGGCAGCCUCUAAGCUCUCAUCAAUCCUCCAAUAUCUCCUCGCAGAGAACCAACACCAACACCUCUCUCACCACAUCGCCCACCAAGACAUCUGGAUCCAACUCGAAACCCUCCAACGACUCCUAUGCAUCCGACCACCGCACCCGCCUCUCCCUGAGAGCAUCCAAUUGGGAAUCGACAAAAUCUCACAAUACCAACAAAGUCACAAACUCCUGACCCCAUCCGAAACAAUUCGCUCGGUCCUAUCUAUCCCAGAUACCCCAACCUCGCUCAGUCUCUGGAAAGGCGACAUAACAGCCCUAACCAACAUCACCGCCAUCGUUAACGCCGCCAAUUCCCAGCUCCUCGGCUGCUUCCAGCCCUCACACCGCUGCAUCGACAAUGUCAUCCAUGCGGCCGCGGGCCCGCGACUUCGCGAGGCUUGCGAUGCGAUCAUGCAGGAACAGGGCGACCCAGAACCCGUGGGUAGUGCGAAAGUUACGCCCGGGUUCAAUCUUCCGGCGGAAUAUGUGUUGCAUACUGUUGGGCCGCAGAUGCGUGGGAAAGAGGGUGAACCGACCGUGGAGCAGAAGGAGCGGUUGGCGAGUUGUUAUAGAUCCUGUUUGGAUGCGAUGGAGGGAUUGCCGCCAUUGGCGGAUGGAAGGAAGGUGAUUGCAUUUUGUUGUAUUUCGACGGGGUUGUUUGCGUUUCCGCCGAGUAAGGCAGUUGAUAUUGCUCUGGAUACGGUGGUGGAGUGGUGUCGGGGGCAUCCGCAGACAACUGUGACGGAUGUGAUAUUCGAUGUAUUUGCUGAGGGUGAUGCUACAAUAUACAGGGAGAAGUUCAGGAACCUGAGGUCUCAGUAUCCGUUUGUUCAAAAGUCUCAGCCGUCCAGUCUGAAAAUCAUCCAUUCUCAGCAUCCAUCUAUUCUCAAAGCGCAACAGUGGAUCAAAGAGGCAGAUACCCUUAUCAUCAGCGCUGGUGCUGGACUGUCCGCAGCCACAGGACUGGACUACACCUCACCAGCCCUGUUCGCAAAAUACUUCCCGGCAUUCCUUCCCCUCGGUUUGAAACGCUUAUACGACGUCUUCGGGUUUCAGGAAUGGAUCUCGCCGGCGCAGAAAUGGGGAUACUAUUUCAAUCAUCUAAACAUGGUGACGACUUGGCCGGCGUCGCUGAUGUAUUCCGCAUUGCGACAAUUUACACAACGCUUCGAAUCGCGCUACUUUAUCCGCACCUCCAACGCGGACGGUUUCUUCGCUGCCAAUGGAUUUGACGAGAACCGGAUUACCACGCCGCAGGGGCAAUAUCGAUAUCUACAGUGCUUCGCAAAAUGCCGCCGGGAUGCCGUGUUUCUUUCUGAGCCCUUCCUGACAGCCGCUUUGCCCUUCCUCGAUCCCGAGACCCAAUGCCUAACCGACACCUCGAAGAUACCCAGAUGUGAGUAUUGCGGAGGCGAGUUAACCAUCUGCGUCCGCGGAGGAGACUAUUUCAAUCCCGUUCGGUUUCUGGCGCAAGAAAAGCGCUAUAAGGCAUUCAUUGAGGAUACAGCGCGGUUAUCGAACACUGUUAUACUGGAGUUGGGAGCAGGUAUGAACACACCGAUUGUGCUGCGGUGGCAUGAUGAGGACCUCGUUCGUGAAUCAAAGGGAAAUGUCCGAAUGAUAAGAGCUGGAAUCGGUGCUGCUGGAUAUGCGCCGUGGGAUAUGCAAGAGAGAGAUGAAGCUGUUGGGAUUGAGGGAGGAUUGGAUCAUUUGUUAGACGUGUUGAUAGAUUCGCCAAGUUUUCGGCCAUGA